GCGUCACCAGUCAUUCAAAUUCAGAGGAUGAGUAUUGCUCACGCCAACGAGAAGAGAGUAUGAGUGUUUAGUUCCGAACAUUCAUAGUAGCCUAAGUUGUGCCACGUUCUUUGCGAGUUUUAGUCAAUUAACAUUAUUAUUGGAAUUUAGCGUCAAUCUUGAGCAGGCAAUGUUGAACGAAGCUUCGGGUCAGAAGUACUUUGAUGUUCGAAACUUUAUGAAGACGGGUACUCAUAGAAGCGCCAGGACAUCAUUUGCAUGAAACUGCAGCAAGAUCAAGACGUUGAGUCCAACUGGACCCGAUUUCAAAGAAGCUGGGAAACAAGCCUGGGGAAAAGGACUGAGGACCACGACACCUGUGCCCAGUCUACUCCCAAAACGAACCCCUCCCACAAAAAAAGAAACCUUAAAUCUACCAUGUCUCUCAACACCUUCCACCUGAUGGAGACCCUCAAGAACUCCCCGUCCGUUUUACGCCGCCGCUUCCGCCGUGACCGCACCGAGUCCCUCUCCCACGGCGACCCGCUCUUCAAGGUCCACUACCUGGGCACUGAGAAAAUCUUCUCCCUGGAUCUACAGCAGGCCCAGGAUGCCAUAGCCCGGCUGCUCGACGGGGCCUCCAACGGAAAGAAACUGAGCAAAGACCACGCAUUGGUGGUUCGUCCACGCUAUGUUGAAGUCAAAGAGCUCAGCACUGGACGCCAGCUCACUAAGACGUACCUCCAGGACAUCGCCUACUGCGCGGCCGACGCCACCAGACCCAACGUGUUUCUGUACAUCUGUAAGCAUCACGGGCAACAGCUGCACUGCCGGGUGUUCUGGUGUAGCCGGGCAGAGCGGGCACGGGACAUGACGGCCUGCCUGGCACACUCCUUCCAGAGGGCACUGAAUGACUGGCAGGGGGACGGGGACGUUGGGUUAGGGGGAAGUACCGACACGCUGACCCCAGAAAAGGACGGGGUGAAGGAGGGAGAGGAUAUGCCCAGCACCACUACUAACCCCAAAAGCUCCAUACAACCAGACAACUGUGGAAGAGUCCGUUGGAAGAAGAGGAGCUCCCUGUCUCGUAGUCCACUGAGAGCCAUGACCAGGAAGGGCUCUGCCUCUGACAUCUGGCACUGAGUCCCCGAUCCCCAGCAUGGGACACGGAACUGACAUCCCCAGUGGCUAGCUACAGCACGGAUGGAGGGAUUGAAAGAACCCACCACUACUGGACACAACAGGAUUGAAAAAAAAGGAGUGUGAGGGAGAUCACUGCUGGACUUUCUUUCAAAUGAGACAUUGCCUUGCUUACAUGGUGAGUCUACAGUACCGUUCAUGACUGGCAUGAAUGGUAGCCUACAAACUGUGGAAGUUAAUGACUAGCUAGCUACCUUGGCUUUUGCCUCUGGAUUACUAGAGAACAAGGUGCUAGGUUGAUAGCGUUGUACUGUACGCUGUUGGUAGAAACCAGUAUUCACCUCAGUGGCCUUGUGACUCGCUUUCACUGUUGGAACGCUUCAAGGCUAAACUGCUAAUUUCCAAUGCUACUCCAAGUUACUUGUUUUCCACUGAGUGGCCUUGAUACUCUGAACUGUCAGUUAUGCUUAGAAGAAAGGAGCUCAAGGUCCUGUGUGCCUUUUUUAGCUAGACAAGGAUAUGACUACAGAGUUUACCAAACCUCAAUUUCCUCUCCAUACAAUGCUGAACACAGCCUGGACUGGUUGAAACUGGUCAGACAGUCAUGGCAAUGUUACAAAUGUUUUUUUAAAAAACAGACGUUUGUAUUUAUUUUAAUGAGAAGUCUUGUUUGUAACACACGUUUCAUGCACCUCUUCUCUUCCUGAAACACUAGAUUGUUUUUUUUAAAGGGAGGAGGAGCUUAAGUUUGAGCCGAAUGUGAGCAGUGUUCGUCUUGGGAGAGGGGUUAAAAACGGAGGUGUGUGUGAGAGGGUUCAUGGGGCAUAAAGGGUUCAUUUAAAUUUAAGCAGACCAUAGAAGAACAUGGGCUAUGUUGACAUAAUUACACAGUAGUGUGCGUUCAUAGGCAGGGUUCUAAUACAUUUUAGUAUCAAUUAUUCGGUUCAGACUUCACCACGUGUAAUUUAGUCCAGUUGUUCCCAACCUUUUUCGGUCACUGUACCACCAACUGAAUUUCUCUGCCUGGAGUACCCCUGAAGUACACCCUCAUGUGCAUUUUACCAGUAGGACUAUGGUCUCAUGAGUCUUAUCAAGUACCCCCUGUGGCUAGACCAAGUACCCCCAGGUGUCCUAGUACUCUUGUUGGGAACCACUAGCCUAGUCAAUGCACACUGACUGUUCACAUUAUUUAUUUUUUGUCAUAACAUAUUACUUACUAUUCAAGUAAAAUGUAAUCCUAAAUCAAGUAAAAUGUAAUCCUUAAUUAAGUUCCAUAAGCUUAAUUUGUUCCUAUAAGGUGUUAGUGUUUGCUAGAACUGAGUUUUUCUUCUUCUUCAUACUGUCACAGGAGGUUGGUGGCACCUUAAUUGGGGAGGACAGACUCGUAAUAGCUGGCGUGGAAUAGUAUCCAAUACAUCAAACACAUGGUUUCCAUGCUUUUGCCAUUACAUUUGUUCCGUUCCAGCCAUUAUUAUGAGCUGUCCUCCCCUCAGCAGCCUCCAUUGAUGUAUGUAUAUAUUUGCAUUUAUGUGGAAAAAUCACUCACCCAUGAUCCUCCUUGUUCCUCAUUAUUCCCGUGUGGGUGAAGUAUAACCCUGGGUGAGUGAUUUUGGGGGCAUGUGUGGGGCAGGAAUGUUGGUUUGGAACUUCGGCAGUGCACCUGCAUUCCUAUGGGGACAUUAAAGUUCUCGUAUCCUCCUUGGCUCUGCCCACUCUCUCCCCUCAGUCUGGCUUAACCUAACCUCAUGACUCUGCAUGUUUCAUAGCAUUAGUGUGUUGGCGUCCUGGCCCCAAGCUCAAAUACCGGUCUACACACAAGCACUCUCCUCACACACUUUCUCAUGCCACAUCCGCUCAUUCCAUACAAUAUACUUCUGACUCCUCUGACCACCACGUCAGGGUUGUAUUCAUUGGGCACCUCAUAUCUCCAUGGUUUACAGUGAAAGGUGCCUCAGUUAUUUGACUUGACAAGAUGUCAAUGAUAUCAAUGGAUAGUUUUUUUUAAAACCAUUUUAUUUUAAAUGACUGUUGUGCAUCUCAAACGACAAAUGGCACAACCCCAUCUUGGGAGGGCAAGUGUCUGGUUUUAUGUUGUACUUGUUUUGUACAUCCUUGUUUACAUAUUUUUAAAUGCGUGUAAGCUAUGGAAUAAACUUUCAUACAAUGAUA
Oncorhynchus mykiss (rainbow trout) is the source of this 3288-nucleotide messenger RNA. NCBI's taxonomy places the organism in Eukaryota, Metazoa, Chordata, Actinopteri, Salmoniformes, Salmonidae. The record is from RefSeq and is a predicted model, not a curated record.